Messenger RNA from Phycomyces blakesleeanus NRRL 1555(-), 1258 nucleotides. RefSeq lists its product as hypothetical. The coding region runs from base 1 to 1125 and encodes 374 amino acids. The transcript is spliced from 2 exons. Gene Ontology annotation, molecular function: Hsp70 protein binding. Gene Ontology annotation, biological process: protein refolding. Gene Ontology annotation, cellular component: nucleus; cytosol; cytoplasm. NCBI's taxonomy places the organism in Eukaryota, Fungi, Mucoromycota, Mucoromycetes, Mucorales, Phycomycetaceae. The record is from RefSeq and is a predicted model, not a curated record.
AUGUCAAUUUAUAUUCCAGAUAAUACCCAACAACUGACUAAUAAUCAAAAGCAAUCACUUGACCAAUUCAAAGAUAACAACCAUCAGAUUCACAAUGCAAAAAACUCGAGCGCAAAAGCAAAAGCAAAGGCAAAAGCAAAGGCAAAAGCAAUUUUGAACGUAAACAAGUACAUGUUCCCCCAAUUUUUUUCUGAUGUAAUAUUUGGCACCACAAGUAAAACUGCUGCCAACUCAAGUCGCCGAUCCAGCCGCCUGUCUAGCCAACACGACAAAGUACUGUCUUGCUCAAUAAAACUAACCCUCGAAGAUAUCUACACCGGAAAGACCUCAAAGCUGUCUUUGCAGAGACACAUUUUCUGCCCUGGAUGUCGCGGCACGGGCGAGGCUAUACAAGAUAGUCUGGUCAGUAAGACAUGUCAGAGCUGUAAUGGAUGUGGUGUCCGAUAUUUUAAGUACAAGUCAGGUUCCACAACAAAACAAAUUGAUCUUUCAUGUGGCGACUGUCACGGCGUGGGUGAACAUGUAGAACGAACCAAUUGUGCCCAAUGCGUCGGAAAGAAAACAAUAACCAAGCACAUGUUCCUUGACGCGAAGAUUGCAAAAGGUGUGCGUGACAAACAAAAAAUAACCAUUCCGUUACAGAGUCUACACAACUGCCCACAACAACAACAAGAAAAAGAUGAAUAUCGUGACGUGAUUCCCAAUGAAAUCAUUGCUGUUAUCCAAGAAAUACCCCAUCAUCGGUUCAAACGUCUGGCUGAUAACCUGGUUUAUGAAGCCCACAUUGAUCUUGUCACGGCUCUCUCGGGUGGCCAGAUUGCUAUCCCACACUUGGACGAUCGCGUCUUGCUGGCAAAUCUGUCUCCUGGAGAGGCAAUGCGACCCGAUUGUGUCAAGGUUAUACCUAAUCAAGGUAUGCCUGUUUAUAAUUCCCACCACAUUCAGGGACACAUGCUUGUCAAGUUUUUUGUUGAUCUCCCUCAAAACGAAUGGGUCACACCAGACAUCAUUGCACAAAUCAGCGCUCUUCUUCCCCCAGCUCCUCAAGUACCCACCUUUGUUAAUAAGCGUGUGGAAAAUGUUACUCUCACAGACUCUGUAGCUACCAAGCAUUGGGAAGUCUGAAACUUUUGAGUUUAAGCCUGUGUAGUAAAAUAUAAUAUAUAUAUGUAUAUGUAAGAAUUGCGGUGAAGGGAGGGGAGGGGUUGAACUAUUUUUUUUGGUUUUCUUUGGUUGAAAUGCCUUGCUCUCAAUUUAU